Oryzias latipes (Japanese medaka) is the source of this 1003-nucleotide messenger RNA. Its product is annotated as endonuclease domain-containing 1 protein-like. The record is from RefSeq and is a predicted model, not a curated record. Gene Ontology annotation, molecular function: hydrolase activity; nucleic acid binding; metal ion binding. NCBI's taxonomy places the organism in Eukaryota, Metazoa, Chordata, Actinopteri, Beloniformes, Adrianichthyidae.
UUUGCAUGAUAAACCCGACAUGGUUCAAACCUCCUCUGUGCAGGGAAAUGAUCUCGCCCAGUAGUAUUUUAAAGAGAUUAAAUGUGCCCGUUGGUGCAGUUUUUCCCUGGACGCAGAAUGGAUAGAAUGCUCGUGUGCCUUCUUCUUGCUGGGAUGGUGGGAGCAGAGGUGCAGGAAAUCCUUUCACCAGAGUGUAAGCAGUUCCUGUACAUGGGGACGCUGCCACGGGGACUCGAGGAGCAGCCGUUCAAGAAGAUCUGUCAGUUCUACGCUGGCAAACCGCGGUUCAUCACUCUCUAUGACACCUUCAGCCGCAUCCCUGUUUACUCGGCCUACACCUUCAAACGCUCUGACGGCUUCAAGAAGGUCGACGUGCCGUGGAUGUAUGAACCACAGCUGUCCAUGAAGUCUGACUCCAGAGAGAUGCAGCACUUCCCUUCAGACAACCAUCACCGCAGCUUUGAGGACUCUCAGGCUGUGCUGGAAGACUACUCCAACAGUGUGAUCUUCGAACGCGGUCAGCUCAAUCCUGACGAGCACCAGGGCGACCUGGACGACAAGGCCGCCACCUACACGCUGACCAACGUAGUCCCUCAAGUUCGAGAGUUCAACAUCGGCCCCUGGAAAAACCACGAACACACCAUACGUCAGAGGCUGAACAACUACUGCCGGGGCACCGCCUACGUCAUCACCGGGAUCACCACGUCGGGCCACACCAUCCGCCGAGAGAACAUCAACCGCCUGGGCAUUCCCACCUACCUCUGGUCAGCGUACUGCUGCACCAACUUUGACCACAAUGCUCCAUACUCUGAACGCUCAAAGUUCCCCGCGUUUGCGGCUCACGGCCUCAACGACAAGGUUGACAACAGGGUGCAGGAGAUGACGGUGCAGCAGCUGGAGAUCUUCCUGAAGAAGGUCACUUAUGUUGACAGCUCCUUCCAGAUCUUCUACCAGAACUGUGAUCCUGCCACCAACAUGUUAAAUUAGUCCUAAAGUCCGGAGA